GAAGGCGCCGGGCUGCAGCCCUGGGAUGGGAUCCGCCUGCCUCGCCCGCAGCUCGCGGCUCCUCCCGCAGCGCCUUGGCUGAGCUCGGAGGAUCCCGUGAGGACUUGCCCAGAGAUGUGCACCUGCCGCGCGCUCCCAGGGCAGGGGCCGGGGUGCAGGCAGCCGAGGGAGCGGUGAAGCGGCGGAAACCGUCUCUGCCCAUGUGCCAGACAGUGAUUUUGGGGGAGAGAGAGGGCGGGUGAGUCUCUUCAGAGUUGGGAAGAAGGCAAGAUCUUUGGUUUCUCCUCGGCGGAGGGACAGGGGACUCCCUCACUUGGGUUUUGCACUUUCCUUACCUCUCCCACCCGGCGUGCGAACCCGGCCCAGCGCCGAAGAAGCCCCACUUCAAAGAUGCUGUGGGGGACCGGGAUCCUUGCUGCUCAGCGGGAAGUCAGCAGGCAAGUGGUCUAACGGCGCGGCGACAGCAGCAGCAGCAAAGCGGGGAGCAAGAGAAUUUGAAGAGACAUCGCUCGCUCCCUCUCACACUCUGAGGGGGAGGCAUUCACGUUUCCCCAAAUGAGAAAGAGCCACAAGAAAUCAUGAAGUAGAAACUUUGGAAAGCUGCCACUGGAGAUGGUGCACAAAAACCUGGGAUCUUUUAGGAGUCUCCUCCCAGUCGUUGGAGGUUUGGGGAGCAGCUGAUACAGCGAAGAGGGCUCUUGCGAGGAUUCGAGUUCCAGAGCCCAAGAGGAGCGGCACAGAGUGGGAGAGCGUGGCGAGAGAAUGAAGAAACCAACCGCCCGGGAGAAGCAUGAGGUGGCAGUGUGGCACUCAGUUUAGAGGGCUUCAGCCAGGGGUGGCACCAUGGGCAGCCCUGCUGGCAUUGGGCCUGCCCAGUUGGGUGUUGGCUGUCUCGGCCAUGGUGGCCAAUGUGGCCCCCGAGCAGCAUGCCUUCUCGGCCGGCCAGCACCCCCUGGACUGGCUGCUCACAGACCGGGGCCCCUUCCACCGAGCUCAGGAGUACGCUGACUUCAUGGAGCGCUACCGCCAGGGCUUCACCACCAGGUACAGGAUCUACAGGGAGUUUGCCCGUUGGAAAGUGAACAACUUGGCUCUCGAGAGGAAGGACGUCUUCAGUUUGCCACUGCCUCUCGCCCCAGAGUUUAUCCGGAACAUCCGCCUCCUCGGAAGGAGACCCAACCUGCAGCAGGUUACCGAAAACCUGAUCAAAAAGUACGGCACACAUUUCCUACUUUCCGCCACCCUUGGAGGAGAAGAGUCUCUGACCAUUUUUGUGGAUAAGCGGAAACUGAGCAGAAAGACAGAGACAACAGGAAGUGCCCCUAUAAUUGGAGGCGGUGGCAACAGCUCCGCAGUGUCCCUGGAGACGCUGCACCAGCUGGCAGCCUCCUACUUCAUCGACAGAGAGAGCACGCUGCGACGGCUGCACCACAUACAGAUCGCCACGGGGGCCAUCAAGGUCACAGAGACCAGGACCGGUCCUCUGGGCUGCAGCAAUUAUGACAAUCUGGACUCAGUCAGCUCUGUCCUGGUGCAGAGUCCAGAGAACAAAGUGCAGUUACUAGGCCUGCAGGUGCUGCUGCCCGAGUACCUGCGGGAGCGCUUUGUGGCCGCAGCACUCAGCUACAUCACAUGCAGCUCAGAGGGCGAGCUGGUCUGCAGGGAGAAUGACUGCUGGUGCAAGUGCAGCCCCACCUUCCCGGAAUGCAACUGCCCUGACGCCGAUGUCCAGGCCAUGGAGGACAGCCUUCUACAGAUCCAGGACUCCUGGGCCACUCACAACCGGCAGUUCGAGGAGUCAGAAGAGUUCCAGGCCCUGCUAAAAAGGCUGCCCGAUGACCGGUUCCUGAACUCCACAGCCAUCUCCCAGUUCUGGAUCAUGGACUCCAGCCUCCAGCACCGCUACCAGCAGCUGGGAGCCAGCCUGAAUGUGCUGUUCAAGAAGACCCAUCGGAUCGUCCGCCGCCUCUUCAACCUGUGCAAGCGCUGCCAGCGGCAGCCUCGCUUCCGCCUGCCCAAGGAGAGGUCCUUGUCCUACUGGUGGAACCGAAUCCAGUCCCUCCUCUACUGUGGAGAAAGCACCUUCCCUGGCACCUUCCUGGAACAGAGCCACAGCUGCACCUGCCCCUAUGACCAAUCUUCCUGCCAGGGCCCCAUCCCAUGUGCCUUGGGCGAAGGGCCUGCAUGUGCCUACUGUGCUCAGGACAACAGCACGCGAUGUGGGAGCUGCAACCCGGGCUACGUGCUGGCCCAGGGGCUAUGCCGGCCGGAGGUGGCCGAAUCCCUGGAGAACUUUCUCGGGUUGGAGACAGACCUGCAGGACCUAGAGCUGAAGUACCUGCUGCAGAAGCGGGAUGGCCGCAUCGAGGUACACUCCAUUUUCAUCAGCAACGACAUGCGUCUGGGCAGCUGGUUUGACCCUUCCUGGAGGAAGCGCAUGCUGCUUACCCUGAAGAGCAACAAGUACAAGCCGGGGCUGGUGCACGUGAUGUUGGCCUUGUCCUUGCAGAUCUGCCUCACCAAGAACAGCACCCUGGAGCCUGUCAUGGCCAUCUACGUCAACCCUUUUGGGGGCAGCCACUCUGAGAGCUGGUUCAUGCCCGUGAAUGAGGGUGACUUCCCUGACUGGGAAAGGACUAACGUGGAUGCAGCUGCCCAGUGCCAAAACUGGACUAUCACCUUGGGGAACAGGUGGAAGACCUUCUUUGAGACAGUCCAUGUUUACCUACGGAGCCGAAUCAAGUCCCUGGAUGACAGCUCCAAUGAGACAAUCUACUACGAGCCCCUGGAGAUGACUGACCCCUCCAAGAAUUUGGGCUACAUGAAAAUCAACACUUUGCAGGUCUUUGGCUACAGCCUGCCCUUUGACCCAGAUGCUAUCCGGGACUUAAUUCUCCAGUUGGACUACCCGUAUACUCAAGGUUCCCAGGACUCCGCCCUCUUGCAGCUCAUCGAGCUUAGGGACCGGGUGAACCAGCUUUCUCCACCUGGCAAAGUCCGGCUUGACCUUUUCUCCUGCUUGCUUCGGCAUCGGCUCAAGCUGGCCAACAACGAGGUGGGCAGGAUCCAGUCCUCCCUGAGGGCUUUCAAUUCUAAACUGCCAAACCCCGUGGAGUAUGAGACAGGCAAACUGUGUAGCUAAUGGGGUCCUACUCCAGCACUGGCCAGGGAGGGGAUCCCCAAAUCCAGGGUGCAAAGAUAAUCCAAGGCCUCACCUCAGUGCCAACAGGGUGCUCCCAUGAGACUUUCAGCACCCAGCAGAUGGGACCUCGAGGCUUGGACUGGAGCAGGCAGGAGAGAGAGAAAGAGCCACUGCACACAGGCACACACACGUACACACACACACACACACUCACACGGGGAGGCUACAACCAGCAGCCUUGGAUCUGUGAAGUUGGUGCUUUCCAAAAUGAAUGCAGUUGUAGGAGAGGAGCCCAGGAAGAGAUUAAGAAAAAGAACCAGCUGAACCAUGAAACGGACCAACGAAAAUCGUUAAAAAGUGAUUCUUGUCAUUCAAGAAAGCAAGAGGGGACAAAGAGGGGAGGGGUGGGAGCUCUUCCUCCCCCUCUGUGGAGGCACUUUUGUAUUCUUUUUAACCAGAUUUCUUAAAAUGUUGUUUCGUGAAUCCCUACAUCAGUUCUUACUUUUUGUAAGCUGCCUCCCCGUGCCCUCCCACAAGCUGACUGCUCCCCUAGGAAACUUGGCAAGAGCCAGCGACAGGAGCAAACUCUGCAGGCGGCAUCCCUGCUCCCUCCCCGCCUCUCCUGCUCUCCAACCCCACGUUUCCUUCCUUGGCCUCCCCAGCUUCAGGGCUCUGGCUCCUCCCACGUUCCCCUCGUGCUCCAUCCAGACCCCUCCUUCCGACGACAGCGCUCCUUCUGUCCCAGAAAGCAGCUCUGUUGAGUUAGAGACAUUGUAUAGGGAAAUGUUCUUUUUCUAAAACAAAACAAAACAAAAAUAUUUAUUUUGUGAUUGUUUUCCUUGUCAAUCUGCUCCAGUCACAUGAACAUCUGAGUAAAAAUUUACCUGGUUUAAUAUA
Molecule: messenger RNA, 4039 nt
Organism: Galeopterus variegatus (Sunda flying lemur)
Lineage: Eukaryota; Metazoa; Chordata; Mammalia; Dermoptera; Cynocephalidae
Gene: BRINP2
Product: bone morphogenetic protein/retinoic acid inducible neural-specific 2
Exons: 8
Coding region: 791-3142 (783 amino acids)
Biological process (GO): positive regulation of neuron differentiation; negative regulation of mitotic cell cycle
Source: RefSeq, a predicted model, not a curated record